Molecule: messenger RNA, 1432 nt
Organism: Coccinella septempunctata (seven-spotted ladybird)
Lineage: Eukaryota; Metazoa; Arthropoda; Insecta; Coleoptera; Coccinellidae
Product: protein phosphatase inhibitor 2-like
Exons: 3
Coding region: 73-678 (201 amino acids)
Biological process (GO): regulation of signal transduction
Molecular function (GO): protein phosphatase inhibitor activity
Source: RefSeq, a predicted model, not a curated record
AUGUUCUCGCGAAUUUUUUAUGACAUUGAAGUUGUCAAACAGUUUGAUUUUCAGGUUGAUGUAUGAGUGCUGAUGGCAGAUAAUUUGCAAAAAAGGCCUUCGAAAGGCAUUUUGAAAAACUCUAGCAGCUUCGAUAGGCAAGAUGGUCAUUCGCACGCUAAGAAAGCGAAAGAAACUACUUUUGAUGAAAUGAAUAUCAUAGCUACUCUUCAUCCCCCUGACAAAGACUAUGGACAUAUGAAAAUUGAUGAACCCAAGACACCUUUCAACUUCAGUGAAGAUGAGCUAGACAGAUUAGAUGCUACUGCCUUAGCAGAGAAACUCAAAUUGGCUGUUGACAAACCUCCCAAAUUCCAGCAACAGUCGUCAGAGGAUGAGGAUUCGGAGGAAGAAGAUUCAGACUUGACUGAAGAAGAAAAACUGAGAAGGAAAGAAUUUCGCCAAAAACGUAAAAAGCAUUAUAAUGAAUUCUAUGCUGUGCAACUAGCUAGAAAACUUCUUGAAGAAGAUGAUGAGGACGAUGAUGAUGAUGAUAACAGUUCAUCUAAAGCAUCACAGAGUACUUCUGCCAAAAGUUCAAGUAAAGGUAGAAGUCCAUCGCCUACUUCACCUAAAAGUAACAGAAGAUCUUCCCCAGUAGGUAAUACGAAUAUACAAGGUAGUUCUAAGCGUACCUAAAUAUUGCCAAAAUAAAUCUGUGUAUAAAUUUAGAUCUUCAGGAUUUUCAUUUUGAAUUUUUCACGAAAAUGGCUUUUUUAGGAUUGAUCUUAGUGUCGAUAGCUAUACAUAAAAAGUGCGUAAAACAAGGACAUUUACUUUAUUGUAUUGCUCAACAUUCGUUUGGUAAGAGAAGUUGUAAAACGCGGCUUUGGAAAAUACUUUUAUGUAAAAAUGGUCUUCAAAAAUUUGUGAUAUAAAUUUCCAGCUAUUAACUUUCGAUGUGAAGAUGAUUUUUACAUGUGAAAUUGCGGUACGAGAAUUUGGCACUGAUUUUAGAGUGAACACCAAUAAUUAUUCCAUUCCAAUGGGAUGAAAACCUUGUGAGGAUAAAUGUAUUUAUUAUGAAGACGACAAAAUGUAUAAUACGAAAUAAUAUUUAUUUUUAUGAAAAAUUAUUAAUCGACAAAGUUUAAUCAUCAAUUAAGUAGUAGUUUUCGCUUGAAUGAGACACUUGACUCAUUGUUUUCAUAGCUGUAAAUGUGUAAUAACCGAUUUUUUUCUCAGAGCAAUGUAUCGAUCAGCUUUUUGUUUUAUUUUAGAAGUACUGCAUCGAUUUUUUUUCCAUUCGGCAGUAGUCAUCUCAAAAACCAUUCAAAUUGAGCUCGAAGAGUGAUUUUUAGACUCAGCUGGAAUAUUUUGAAAUGACUAGGAUGCUGAUAAGUAUUCUUUUAUUUUUUUUUUUUGAAGUUGAAUAAAUGUUGACGUAUUUGAA